Messenger RNA from Anguilla rostrata (American eel), 1919 nucleotides. RefSeq names its product nuclear body protein SP140-like protein. NCBI's taxonomy places the organism in Eukaryota, Metazoa, Chordata, Actinopteri, Anguilliformes, Anguillidae. The coding region runs from base 433 to 1581 and encodes 382 amino acids. The record is from RefSeq and is a predicted model, not a curated record. Gene Ontology annotation, cellular component: nucleus. Gene Ontology annotation, biological process: regulation of transcription by RNA polymerase II. Gene Ontology annotation, molecular function: protein binding; DNA-binding transcription factor activity, RNA polymerase II-specific; DNA binding. The transcript has 14 exons.
UCAGGAUCUUUCCGCUUUGCUGAAGACUUGCCUGAGAAGGAAGCAACAUCAGAGGAAUGCAGGGAGGAGGAGAAAAAGAAGACUGAAGUAAAGAAGUCUGAAGAAAAGAGGGGGAAGAAGAGGAGCGAGAGUGCGGAGGAAGAGGAGGAAGAGGAGGAAGAGGCAGGUCCCUCUACCCAGUCCACACCUAGCAAGAGGAAAAAGCUGCAGAAACUAUCUUACAGUUCUCCGAUCAGUAAGGGCGUGAAGGAGGACAUCUGGACAUGGCCGUUGCACAAGACAUGGCUCCCCAUCACCUGUGGCAACAAGGAAGGCAGCCUUCACCGAGACAAACUGGCCAAAGGAGAAGAGUGUAUCCUGGCAGAGGGGCGCUGGUUUACCCCAUCGGCCUUUGAAGAAUUUGGAGGAAAGAAGAGCAGCAAAAAGUGGAAGAUGAGCAUUUGCUGCCAGGACACCACCCUGCAGAAACUGAUCGAGGAGGAUCAUUUGAAAUGCCCGCGUUCCUUCUCACAACAGAGUUUGUCCAGUCAGAGCAAACAGGGCAGCCGCUCAGGAUCUUCUUCAGACAGUGAGAGGCCUGCACAGAGCCGUGGGAAGAGAAGGACAACUUCAUCACAUCCCAGGCAGUCUGAGCACAACAUCUCUGAAUCAGACACUGAUUUUGAAGAAGAAGAAGAGGAGGAGGAGGAGGAGGAGGAACAGGAGAAUGACCAAGAGGCAGUUGGUAAUGGAGAUGAGGAGUGCCAAGGUGAAGUGGAUAAGCCAGAAUUUCUGUCUGUCACCUGUGGAUCAGCUACUGGAACUUUACAGAAAGAUCGCUUUGCAUCAGGGACCUCUGGGAAGUGCAUACGGACGGCCAGCAAAUGGCUGACCCCCGUCGAGUUUGCCCGGGAGGACCCGGUGUUGGCCAACAGCUCCUGGAAGAAAAGCAUCCUGUGCCAAGGAAUCCCCAUCAGUGACCUCAUCGAGAGGCGAGUUUUGAUACCUCACUCGCUCCUGUGUCGGUGCAGACUCUGCAGCAAGAACAAGAAGGACCUGAUGGAGCAGGAGAACGAUGAUUACUGCGCUGUCUGCGUUCGGCGGGGAAGCUUGCUGUGCUGUGACCAGUGCCCCCGGGCCUUCCACACAGGAUGCCACCUGCCCACUGUGGACAAGGGCACGCUGGGGGAGCAGUGGCUGUGUACAUACUGUGUGCUGACAAAGAGCCAGGGCUGGAGAUACACGUGUGACCGGUCUCUCACACAGGCUCUGGAAAGCUGCAUCUCAGACUUCAUGCUGGAAUGCCAGUAUCUCCUGCUUCAGCUCUACAAUGCUGACAAGGAUCAUAUCUUCUUCUCUGACCCAUGUGACACAGUGACUUGCUACAGGGAUGUCAUUGAGGACCCUAUGUGGCUGGACAAGGUUGCAGAGAAGCUGCAGGACAGGCAGUACUCCUCUGUAGGCCAGUUUGUCUCUGACAUCCAUCUCAUCUUUAAAAACUGCGCCACAUUCAACAGGGACAAUGAAUUUGGACAAACGGGUGCAAGACUCAGGCAAUUAUUCGAUGAGGAAUUUCAACAUGUCUUCAGUGUGAAGAACUGACUUAAAUGUUUGCAUUGUGAGCUGUCCUCUCAAUGUCUAAGCAAGUGUGUAUAACAGCCGAAAACUGUCCUGUUUUUUCGGUGUUAUAUGUCCCAUAACUUUGAGUACACAUAACAGGGUGUCAGACGCAUACAUGUAGAUUUCAUAUGAAAUAUUAAUCAUUCAUAAGUACUACAACUUCAGGCCUCAUAAAGCCACUUUUUGCAAGUCAUAACCUGGAGUUUUUUAGUUUUUAAAACGUAUUUUUAUAUUUGGGAGUUAUGUAUUAUGUGAUCACAAAAUACCUUCAAAAAAAUGUGUAUUUCAUUUUUUUAAAUAAAAAUAUACGUUAAAAAUUA